UCCUCGCGUCUUCCGUCUCUCCGGCCUCUUUUUUUCCCCCUCGGGUUCGUUUUGCCCCGGAGUCUUUUCGACGGGGGCUAUUACGUCAGCACGUCUCGGCGUGGCGCGGCGAUAAUCCGACGCGAUGUAAAGCUUCCGGCGGAGGUUGGAGGUGGAUGCCCCGGGCUUGACGCGGUGUCGCGGUGCAGUGGGGCGCGCUCCGGAGCUCUCCGGAGGAAUUCCGGUCUUUGUGGCAGUAACCUCAUCAGCCCGCCAAGAUGGCUAUGCAAGCGGCCAAGAGGGCGAACAUUCGACUUCCACCCGAAGUAAAUCGGAUUUUAUAUAUAAGAAAUUUGCCAUACAAAAUCACAGCUGAAGAAAUGUAUGAUAUAUUUGGGAAAUAUGGACCUAUUCGUCAGAUCCGAGUGGGGAACACACCUGAAACUAGAGGAACAGCUUAUGUGGUCUAUGAAGACAUCUUUGAUGCCAAGAAUGCAUGUGAUCACCUUUCAGGAUUCAAUGUUUGUAACAGAUACCUGGUGGUUUUGUACUAUAAUGCCAACAGGGCAUUUCAGAAGAUGGACACAAAGAAGAAGGAAGAACAGUUGAAGCUUCUCAAGGAGAAAUAUGGCAUCAACACAGAUCCACCAAAAUAAAUAUUUUCUGCAUUUUCAUUUUAGACUACAUCCCAUAAAUGAUUACCAUCACCCUUUUCUUGUUUUUAAUUAAUGCUGAAUGUUGUGAUUUCUUAUUCAAGAUUCAAAAGGACCUACUUAAAACUUUGAUACAUUUUAGAAUAUGUUAUGUGAAUAAACUUGUAGCUUUUUGUAAAACUUGUAGCUUUUUGUAAAACAUGUCAGUGUUUUCUCUUAAGCUUCCUCUCAUUUGAUACCAGAAAAUAAAUUAGCAGUCGAACUGUA
Messenger RNA from Nyctereutes procyonoides (raccoon dog), 899 nucleotides. RefSeq names its product splicing factor 3b subunit 6 (gene SF3B6). Gene Ontology annotation, cellular component: nucleus; cytoplasm; ribonucleoprotein complex. The record is from RefSeq and is a predicted model, not a curated record. NCBI's taxonomy places the organism in Eukaryota, Metazoa, Chordata, Mammalia, Carnivora, Canidae. Gene Ontology annotation, molecular function: mRNA binding. The coding region runs from base 258 to 635 and encodes 125 amino acids. The transcript is spliced from 4 exons.